This is a messenger RNA of Moneuplotes crassus, 1574 nucleotides long. The record is from the annotation of a GenBank genome assembly. Lineage: Eukaryota; Ciliophora; Spirotrichea; Euplotida; Euplotidae.
AUGUCUCAUAGCAAUUCUACUGACAACGCAAAAGCAGGUUCAUAUUCCCAAAUAAAAACUAUUGUGAGUACACCCUUACCCUUCGAGGUCAGGAAGAAGAUGAUGUCUGACAAGGGUUAUAACAGGUUUGGGGAGAUCAUGAACCCUAAAAAUCCAAACUGGAAAGUGAGAGAUCGGAACAACCUCAACACCCAAGAUAUUGAUGGAGCAGUUCCAGAUGCAUAUGGAAGGCUCAGGAAAAUAAAUGGAAGAGAUUAUAUCAACAUUAAUGAUAUUAAAGGGUCACAAUCUGGCUAUAAAAUAGAUAAAUUCGCUAAUAAAGUUCAUUUCAGCCUCCAGACCAAAGACGUGACUGAGGAAGGCAAGAAGAACUACAAGAAAGAUUACAAUCCUUUAGAGCCAAAUUAUGUAAUGUAUACUAAAAGUCGCAGAAGAAAGAUGGUAAUUAAAGAUGAUGAGAAGACUAAGCCAAGAAAGUUAUUCACACCAAGAACUAGAAGAAGGAAUAACAAUGUCAAUGAUAUCGAAGGAGCUCAACCAAAGAAGCGUACUUGGCUGCGCAAAAUAAACGAAUGAUCUGAUGAUGAGUCUAGAUUCAACACUGGGUUACCUAUUCAAAAUCACUUUACUUCUCGGAACAAAGUCAGUCUCAGCAACAUUGGUAGAAAUAUCACUUUUGAUCCUUCAAAAAUGCCGGAAAGACAAGCUUAUUCAAAGGUUGAUACUUACACUCAGAGAAAUUCACCUAGUAGAAGGAAGAAUAACAUCUUAAGCAAUAACAACUCUCUUUCAAGAGCCGAGAGAUUAACCGAAGGAAAUUCUGAGGAGAGAAAGAGACAUGCAGCUACUAGGCAUAACUCGAAUUCUCCUCAAAGAGGCACUGAGAAGCAGCAAACAUCUUUACCAAACCUUGCUGUACCAAAGAACAGGAAGGAGAUUCUCGAGGUCGAGAAUGGAUGGGAUAGUGGUAAAAAGAGCAAAAAGUAUUCUAAUCUGAUCUUAAAUCACAAUUCUGCAGCAAAAUUGUCCAAGAAUCUUGGUGAUUUAUCCCAGCAAGAAAGUUAUAAUCACUCCCCAGCUAAGGUUCAGAAUGGCAAAUCUAGGAAUGUGAACCAGACAGUGCAGUAUCCUGAAAAUGAAGACCUCAAUAGUCACAUUAGAGUUACAGAAUUACUUGAUAGAAGACCUAAUAGAAAUCAUGGCCUAAAUCAAGGCAAAAGUAUGACUAACAACAAGAAUUCUCCAGUAAAGAACUCAGCUAUGCCAGGAUACUAUGAAGAUUCAUUAAAGCCCAGCAUCAGAAGAGAAAAGCCUAGUAGUAGCUUUACGACUGAUAAUAAGGAGUUCCAUAGCUUCUCGAAUAAGAAAGAUAAUGUGAGAAAGUUUCUCAAGAGAAAUCUUGCUGAUAGAAGAGAAAAUAUCAGCACAAAUAUUGUAUUAUCCAAAGAGGAUCAACUUAAUCAGAUCAUCAAGAAUAGGAUGAAAGAAGGAAGUAUGCAUGAGAAUCCUCUUAAUGAUUUCAGCCCUAAGAACCAAGCUCUUAAGAGAAGCCUCCCUUACUUCUAAGAAUAAAA